Cladocopium goreaui is the source of this 973-nucleotide messenger RNA. NCBI's taxonomy places the organism in Eukaryota, Dinophyceae, Suessiales, Symbiodiniaceae. The record is from the annotation of a GenBank genome assembly.
GGCCGCACCUUUGCAGGCAGCUGGAGGACGAGUGUAUUCGAACGAGGAGGAUUUUGCAAGGCAGUAUCCAUCCAUGUGUGACUGGGGCUACAAAACUGCCGUCGACUGCUCGGAGAUUUUGAGUGAUGGCAAGCUGUCCAUCUAUGAGAGAUGGGCUUUUUGGGCGGAACAUACAGAAAAGAUGAACGAAAUACCAAUGGAUGAAGAUACCUUGGAUGCCUUGGCUGUCGCUGUGGGAGAGAAAGACUAUUUUGUCUACUCUUUCACAGCUGAGUCCUUUUUUCACAAGGCUGGCUUUGAUAGCCGUCGGAUUUAUAGUGCUGCCGGAAGUUGGGAGUUUCUCCAAUGUGCCAAAGCUUGCUCUAGCAGCUCUGUUUUUCCAUCAAGCGAAGCUGUCCAUGAAAUUCUGUCAAAUCUGCGGGAGUAUAGUGUUGUCACCAACGACUGCCUUCCAAAGUGCUCGCAUUGCGGUGGAGAUUGCAUCCCAAAUGUCAGGCUGAACGACAAGUUUUGCCAUGAGAGAUAUUCCGAGGGCCUUUCGAAUUUGAUUUCAUGGCUGGAGGAGAUUGCUGCCUCAAAGACAAGGCUGGUGAUCGUUGAGCUGGACUCGGCUUUCAAGGCCAAUCGGCUCUCAGCUUUCCCCAUGGAGUCCAUAGCAGCAGAUUUGGCUUCGUGCGCUUUGGUCCGUUUCAGCAAUGAGAGGUAUCCGUGGGUUCCUGCAGUGCUAAGCAAAGCCGUGGGCCUGCCGACCAAGAGUUUUCACGAGCUGCCCGAGCUGCUUGCACACGCUGAGAGCGCUGACGGCCAGAUGCUGAGCGUAGCUGCUGAGAAAGAAGUCGAGCAAGCUGCAGAAUCGCGCAAGCUGCAGAGACAAGAAAGGGACCUCUCUGUCGAACCAAUCCACUGGAGAAGAAUUCUCCAGCAUUUGGGAGAGGACCUGUUCAACUGCGCAUAUGAGCGAUCUAUGUAGAGA